AUGGCUGCAAUAGUUGUUCAAGCCCUCGAGACCUCAAAUGUCACAAUUAGCAUCAAAUCAGUAGCUGAAUCACAAGCUCUCAACUCUGUUCUUUCUGCUCAUGCCUUCAGCAUAAACCCCAACGAUGAAGCUGAUCCAAAUGACCCUGAGUUUGCUGUUCCCAUUGUUGAUAUGUCUCUUCUCACCUCCGGUUCACCUGAUCAACGCGCAAAGAUGGCGAUCUUGUCAAAAUUUGCGAUUAACCACGGAGUACCAGAUAGCCUGAUGAAGGGGAUGAUUGAUGCAUAUCAUGGAUUCUUUAGACUUCCAGAUGAAGAGGAGGAGGAGUUUAAGUCAGGAAAUGAUGUUCUUGAGAUGUUCAAGUAUGGGACAAGCUUUAAUCUGGCAUUGAACAAAGUACUUCUGUGGAGGGACUUCCUCAAGGUCCAAACACAUCCCGAGUUCUACUCCCUCAACAAACCAGCUCGCUUCAGUGAGGUUUCGCUGGAGUUCAGCAGAAGAACCCGAGACGUAGCAUUGGAAAUAACAAGAGCAAUAUCAGAAAGUUUAGGGUUGGAGCCGGACUACAUAUAUAACACAAUGAACAUGGAUCACGGCAUGCAAAUGCUAGUCGGAAACUACUACCCGCCUUGUCCACAGCCUGAACAUGCCCUUGGUGUCGCCCAUCAUACCGAUCAUGGUCUAGUCACACUCCUCAUCCAGAAUGAGAUGAAUGGUCUCCAAGUUGAGCACAAUGGGAAAUGGCUCGCCGUCGAUGGCGCUCCCAACGGCUUCUUCGUUAACCUCUCUGAUCAAUUGCAUAUUCUUACAAAUGGUAAGUACAAGAGUGUAAAGCAUCGAGCCACAUUGAACAACAAAACUACAAGGAUAUCGAUAGCUAUACCACAUGGACCAUCUGUAGACACGAUCGUGAGCCGGCAGCAGAGUUACGUUGUGUGA
Molecule: messenger RNA, 939 nt
Organism: Fragaria vesca subsp. vesca
Lineage: Eukaryota; Viridiplantae; Streptophyta; Magnoliopsida; Rosales; Rosaceae
Product: protein SRG1-like
Exons: 4
Coding region: 1-939 (312 amino acids)
Source: RefSeq, a predicted model, not a curated record